Thrips palmi is the source of this 2035-nucleotide messenger RNA. RefSeq names its product zinc finger protein 345-like. Lineage: Eukaryota; Metazoa; Arthropoda; Insecta; Thysanoptera; Thripidae. The transcript is spliced from 3 exons. The coding region runs from base 180 to 1910 and encodes 576 amino acids. The record is from RefSeq and is a predicted model, not a curated record.
UCGACGUCAGCUGGGUGGUGAGCUUGGUGCUCCGGGUCACAUUGUUGCUGUCAAAAUCUGUCAAAAUGCUCUCAGUACAAGUGAACGAAGGAUUUUAGUCUAAAUCGGCGCCCAAAUAUUUGCUCGUCUGUUUCGCCGUGAAAAUAAAAUUCUACUGCAAGUUGCACCAACACCCACCCAUGGCUCAAUCUUGUAGUGUAUUGGGGUGCCCAACCAAAACCAAGGGAGUAGAUCCUGGACAUUUAAAAUUUUAUAGAUAUCCUAGAGAUGCAAGUCUUUUGGAAAAAUGGAAAAUGGCCUUAAAAAACAAUGGUGCUAAAGCACGUGAUCGUAUCUGCAAUCUUCAUUUUACUGAUAGUGACUUUAAGUUAACAAAUUUAGGAUGGAAAGUGUUGAUACCGAGUGCUGUUCCGACUUUGAAUCUUCCAGCGGAAGGUGUUAAUCAGGAACCUCAUGAAGCCCUGAUCCCAAUCAAGAUGGAGGCGGAAGAAUGCAGUAGCACUUGUGCGGACCAACAAGAGGCUGAUGAAUGCAGUGGCGAUAUUCCAUCAACAGUUGAAGCUACAAAGGAAAGCUGCAAAUACGAACUUUAUUCAUCAACAGAUGAAGAAAGCAAUUCAUCUCAUGACUCUGAAUCUCCUGAGAGAUCAGAUAUUGCAAAUCUUAAAUAUUCUGAUAGACCAAGUAUUGGGAAGGCCCAAAAUAUUAGAAGAUCAAACAUUGUGAACACAGGCUAUAGAAAGCUUAGUCGUUCAAAAACUAAGUUCCUCUGUUGUCAGUCUUGUAAUAAGCAGUUUGAUACACGCCUUUUGCUUUUAUUGCACAUGAGUGUACACUAUGAACAACCUUCAUUUCCAUGUCUUCAAUGUAAAGAAAAAUUUGUCUCUCAAUCAAAGCUUAAAAAACAUGUAUGUAAGUGGACACCAAGACAAAAGCAUCGUGAAGGAAAUCUUGGUGAGACUGUAGAGGAACUACCAUUCUACUGUGAUCAAUGCGGUUUGACCUUCAACUGUAGAAGCUAUCUUGACCAUCACAUAGAAGCAGCAAAGCAUCUUGAUUCACACUGCGGUUCAUGUGCUGCUGUAUUUUCAUGUAAGGCCUCUCUCAGAAGACAUGUUAAAUCUCAUCAUUUGGGUGAUUAUUUUGUGUGUUCUGAUUGUGAUCGUGUUUUCGGAACUAUUGAAAAAUGGGUCUCUCACAUUGGUCUGCAUGGACGCCUUUACGAGUGUCCAGAAUGUUGUAAACAGCAUAAGGGAUUUUUGGGAUUGGUUGCACAUUUAAAAUGUCAUAAUGAAUUAAUUUUUUAUGCCUGCAAUUUUUGUGCAUUAUUAUUUUCUUCAAUUAAAGCUGCCGAAGCUCAUAAUCAAAUGAAGAAACAUAGGGGUGCUUUAGCUGAUUGUUACUUUUGCAAGAGAGGCUUUCCUCCAGGGUGUACACAUCAAUACUACCAUGACCAUCAGCUUUUCACAGGUGAAUCAACUCCCUGUGGCCAAGAAGAAACUAAAAACAUGUGCAUUGAGAGAAAUUCACAACAUUGGUCUGAACCUAAAAUAAAAAUAAGAGAAGCAGAAGAUUGCAAUAUGGAAAAAUCUGCUUUGAUUCAAAGUCAGUCUGAUAAUCAAAUGAACUGUGUUUAUUCAUCUGUUGCCAUAAAGGAAGAAAUCCCAGAGGAUGACAUAAAAAAUAAUGUUAUAUUAGAAAACGUAGCUAUUAAGUGUGAAGAUUGUAACGAAGUGUUAGCGAGCGACUCUGAGAUGAAAUUACACCAAGACCAACACAAGAGUAGGGGUGACUUUAGUUGUAUUGAGUGUGGUAAACAAUGCCAUUCUAAUGCGGCACUUACGGAACAUUAUAGAGAUCAUGUCAAAAAUGAGGCUGAUGAUAUUUCUAGCUCUGGAGAAAGUGAAUAAGAGUUUCAAAGCAGUCUUUUUUUCUCUGUAUAUAUGUAUAUAUUCUUCUUUCAAUGAAAUUGUUUGAAAUCUCCUGUUACGAUUUUGACUUUUACCGAUGAAUUAAAAAUUAAACAACUGUUGCA